Molecule: messenger RNA, 5746 nt
Organism: Chionomys nivalis (European snow vole)
Lineage: Eukaryota; Metazoa; Chordata; Mammalia; Rodentia; Cricetidae
Gene: Ppp1r12a
Product: protein phosphatase 1 regulatory subunit 12A
Exons: 25
Coding region: 215-3328 (1037 amino acids)
Biological process (GO): signal transduction
Cellular component (GO): A band; Z disc; cytoplasm
Molecular function (GO): enzyme inhibitor activity; phosphatase regulator activity; protein kinase binding
Source: RefSeq, a predicted model, not a curated record
UGUGGGAGGAAGAGAGGUCCAGCUCUGCCGGGCUCGCCCCAGUGCUCUGUGGGAUACUGGAAGUCUCGAGCGUCUCCUCCCCGGCUCGCAGCUCGGCUCCGGGCGGCUCGGUGGCCGCCACGGUCGCACACCCCCCGCGUCCCCUCGCCUCUCCCUCGCCGCCGCCCCCUUCCCCCCCGCUCGCGAUAAGAAGAGCCGGCGGCAGGAGAGGGGGAUGAAGAUGGCGGACGCGAAGCAGAAGCGGAACGAGCAGCUGAAGCGUUGGAUCGGCUCGGAGACGGACCUCGAGCCGCCGGUGGUGAAGCGCCAGAAGACCAAGGUGAAGUUCGACGAUGGCGCCGUCUUCCUGGCCGCCUGCUCCAGCGGCGACACGGACGAGGUCCUCAAGCUGCUGCACCGAGGCGCCGACAUCAAUUACGCCAAUGUGGACGGACUCACCGCCCUGCACCAGGCUUGCAUUGAUGACAAUGUUGAUAUGGUGAAGUUUCUGGUAGAAAAUGGAGCAAAUAUCAAUCAACCUGACAAUGAAGGCUGGAUACCACUCCAUGCAGCCGCUUCCUGUGGAUAUCUUGAUAUUGCAGAGUUCCUGAUUGGUCAAGGAGCACAUGUAGGAGCUGUCAACAGUGAAGGAGACACACCUUUAGAUAUUGCAGAGGAGGAAGCAAUGGAAGAGCUACUUCAAAAUGAGGUUAAUCGGCAAGGUGUUGAUAUAGAAGCAGCUCGAAAAGAAGAAGAACGGAUAAUGCUCAGAGAUGCGAGGCAGUGGCUAAAUAGUGGCCAUAUCAGUGAUGUCCGGCAUGCAAAAUCUGGAGGUACUGCGCUCCACGUGGCAGCUGCCAAAGGCUAUACAGAAGUUUUAAAACUUUUAAUACAGGCAGGCUAUGAUGUUAAUAUUAAAGAUUAUGAUGGCUGGACACCUCUUCAUGCUGCAGCUCAUUGGGGUAAAGAAGAAGCAUGUCGAAUUUUAGUGGACAAUCUGUGUGAUAUGGAGAUGGUCAACAAAGUGGGCCAGACAGCCUUUGAUGUAGCAGAUGAAGACAUUUUAGGAUAUCUAGAAGAGUUGCAAAAGAAACAAAAUCUGCUUCAUAGUGAAAAACGGGAUAAGAAAUCUCCACUAAUCGAGUCAACAGCAAAUAUGGAAAAUAAUCAGCCCCAGAAGACGUUUAAGAAUUUGUUUUCCUUUCACAGCAAAGAAACACUGAUUAUUGAGCCGGAGAAAAAUGCAUCUCGCAUUGAGUCUCUGGAACAAGAAAAGGCUGAUGAGGAGGAGGAAGGAAAGAAGGACGAGUCGAGCUGCUCCAGCGAGGAAGACGAGGAGGAUGACUCAGAGUCCGAAGGGGAGGCCGAUAAGACAAAAGCAAUGGCUUCUGUAACUAAUGCUCACACUUCCAGCACACAAGCAGCUCCUGCAGCUGCAACGACGCCUACACUGUCUUCCAGCCAGGGUACCCCUACAUCACCUAUUAAAAAGUUUCCAACGUCAGCUACAAAAAUUUCUCCCAAAGAAGAAGAAAGAAAAGAUGAGUCCCCUGCGUCCUGGAGGUUAGGACUUAGAAAGACAGGCAGUUACGGUGCACUGGCGGAAAUCACCGCAGCUAAAGAGGCCCAGAAGGAAAAAGACACUGCAGGUGUAAUACGUUCUGCUUCAAGUCCAAGACUCUCAUCCUCUUUGGACAAUAAAGAAAAGGAAAAAGAUAGUAAAGGAACAAGACUUGCAUAUGUCGCACCUACAAUCCCGAGGAGACUAGCCAGUACAUCUGACAUUGAAGAGAAAGAGAACAGAGACUCUUCAAGUUUGCGAACAAGUAGUUCUUACACAAGAAGAAAAUGGGACGAUGAUCUUAAAAAGAAUAGUUCAAUCAAUGAAGGAACCACUUACCAUAGAAGUUGCUCCUUUGGUAGAAGACAAGAUGAUUUGAUUAGUUCUAGUGUUCCAAGCACCACAUCAACACCAACAGUUACCUCUGCAGCUGGGCUUCAGAAAAGCCUACUCUCCAGCACAAGCACUGCUGCAAAGAUUCCCACGGGGUCUUCCUCUGCAGGCACACAGAGCAGUGCCUCAGAUCGUUUGUGGGCUGAGGAUAGCACUGAGAAAGAGCAGGACAGUGCUCCUCCCGCAGUGACCAUUCCUGUUGCUCCAGCUGUUGUAAAUGCCGCAGCUUCUACCACAACCCCGACUGCAACUACUGCUGGCACUGUUUCCUCCACAUCAGAGGUCAGGGAGAGACGCAGGUCAUACCUCACUCCCGUUAGGGACGAAGAGUCUGAAUCCCAAAGAAAAGCAAGAUCUAGACAAGCAAGACAGUCUAGAAGGUCAACACAGGGGGUAACGCUGACUGAUCUUCAGGAAGCUGAAAAAACAAUAGGAAGAAGUCGUUCUACAAGAACUAGAGAACAAGAAAAUGAAGAGAAAGAAAAAGAGGAAAAAGAAAAACAGGAUAAAGAGAAACAAGAAGAAAAGAAGGAGUCAGAAACAUCUAGAGAAGAUGAAUAUAAACAAAAGUAUUCCAGAACGUACGAUGAGACUUAUACACGUUACAGACCAGUAUCAACUUCCAGUUCAACCACUCCAUCAUCCUCCUCUCUUUCUACUGUAAGCAGUUCACUCUAUGCUUCAAGUCAACUAAACAGGCCAAACAGUCUUGUAGGGAUAACCUCUGCCUACUCACGGGGAUUAGCGAAAGAAAAUGAAAGAGAGGGAGAGAAAAAAGAAGACGAAAAAGAAGGUGAAGAUAAAUCACAAGCCAAAUCAAUCAGAGAGCGACGGCGACCUAGAGAAAAGAGACGGUCUACUGGAGUUUCCUUUUGGACACAAGAUAGUGAUGAAAAUGAGCAGGACCGGCAGUCAGAUACUGAAGACGGUUCCAAUAAGAAGGAGACCCAGACGGAUUCUGUUUCUAGGUAUGACAGCGGUUCCACAUCAUCGAGUGAUCGGUAUGACUCCUUGCUGGGUCGCUCUGGCUCUUACAGUUACUCAGAAGAAAGAAAACCUUACAGUAGCAGGCUAGAAAAGGAUGACUCAACUGACUUCAAAAAGCUUUAUGAACAAAUUUUAGCUGAAAAUGAAAAGCUAAAGGCACAGCUACACGAUACAAAUAUGGAACUAACGGAUCUAAAGUUGCAGUUGGAGAAGGCUACCCAGAGACAAGAAAGGUUUGCUGAUAGGUCACUAUUGGAGAUGGAGAAAAGGGAACGAAGAGCACUAGAAAGAAGAAUAUCUGAAAUGGAAGAAGAGCUCAAAAUGUUACCAGACUUAAAAGCAGACAACCAGAGGCUAAAGGAUGAGAAUGGGGCCUUGAUCAGAGUUAUAAGCAAACUUUCCAAGUAGUCUGGAGGACAGAACCAAGCAACAGCGGGACUUGCACAUCCUCCCCAGUGGACCAUGUUGGCAGUCACUGGACGCCUGAAAGAUCCUCUGGAGACUGUCAUUUUCCCACAUCCUGCCAAAUGCCCUCUUAUCUAGGAGUUUUGUUUCAUUAAAUUUUCUGCCCCACCCCCUUGGUUAUCAAGACCAUUGUUUCAUGUUAAAAGCAGCUGCUGAGAAGAAUCUUUUUUUCAAUGACUGAGAAAACUUGUUUACAGCUCCAGCAAAUAAAGAAAGUGUUCAAGGCCAGAUAUGCCUCAGAUAUUUAACCAGUAAGCCUUAGUUGUACAUAAAUACUUUUGUGUCAACAAAACUUCCGGCUCUCACAGAAGACAGUUAUUCAACAGUUUUUUUGUUUUGUUUUGUUUUUUUGAUGUGCCACAGUUUCUAGUUUCUCAAUAUUUAAAUUUUUUGCUUUACAUCUGUGUUUGGGUUUGUACCUUUUCCUUCUAGCUCUUUAUGUGGCAGAGUCUCUCUGUGUCCACACUCUUCUCAUUGACAGAACAAAACCUUGCUCUUCUGAGCUUCUUGUCACGCGUUAGGCUGAUGUGUUGCCUCCCACCUGGAACUGAAUUGCUCGGUGGACCAUCUGCUUUCACUGUUAGUGCAAUAUGCAUUUAUUUCUUAGAUGAAUGCUUUAAAGUCCUAUCUUCUGCCUUCAUCGGUCACUUUGUUUUGUUUUUUAUUGUAGUAUAAGAUGUUAGAUUCUGUAAUCUUCACAUUCAUUUUAGCAGGUACUGAGUGAUGCUGUAUAUAUAAAUAAGUGUAUUGUUUUGAUUUUUAGACCACCACAUGGCAUGCUUGACGAUUUUCUUAGUUCAGGUGUCUGCUAAUGCAAAGUAGGCUACUCCAUAAUGGUGUCUAAACAGACCCUGCUAACAGUGGGAUAUCAGGACCUUAAAAGUGACACGGUUUAUGGAGCCCUAUCUUUACAAGUUUUUCUACUGUAAAGUGCUUUGACUUUUGUUUUCAUUCAGUAGUAUUCAAACAUAUUAAAGUUGCAUAAGAUAAUUGCUUCUCAUUUCACAUGCCUAUAUUUAUCUGAGUGCUGUCUAAAACUGUUGUGCUAGCCAAAGUAGUGCUAUGAAAUCAUUUGCAGACUUAGUCUGUGAUUAAUGUUAAGUGCACUGUUACCGCCAUGUGAAGAGGCAUCCGCUUUGAUACCAUCGUCAUUGUUCAAACCGUUUUAUACAUUUCAGUGGCCUUUUUUUAAAGGAAAAAAUAAGCAAAACCAAGUCCAUGAUGAAAAUGACUUUUAUUUGGACAAAUAACUUUUAUAUUUUCAUUAAACCAUGCAAAAAAAAAUAUUACAUCUUCCUGGCACAUAACUGUCUCCUUAACCACUGAACAGUUCAGCCAUUUGAAUAAAUUGUACAUUGUAAAGCUUAUAGUAGCUGACUGUAUUAUUGAGCGUAUUGUAUACUAUAUUAAAUGUGAAUUUGUACCCCUUCAUUUUAAAAGGUCAUUGUGUUCUACUGCCUAUUUUAGAUGACUUUGGGUUGGGGAAGGGUGUUUGGUAAGUAGAAUUGUAAAGCUCUCUCUCUUGAUUGGUUUUAUGAAGAUAUAAGGCUAAUACUCUUACUACCAAGCUCAGGAUUCUUGAUCUUAAAGGUACAAGGAUAGGUGUGAGGAUUUUAUUUUUGGUUAUAUUUGAACUGUAUGAAUGGUGGGGUCUGAAUACAGAUUAUGUCAUGGUCUAAUGAGGAGGUAAAACACACAGAUAAUUGAUCAGUUUGAGUGACUGCAAUGCGUUCCGGGUGCACAACAGUUAGGCAUGCUGUGGUUUUUAUUUGUGAAGUUUGGAUGCCUGUGAAGAAUGAUUCAAUACAUGUUUCUAAUAUUUUAGUGUUUUGUAUUUAGGUUAUUUAUUCUUUGUAUCUAAAAUUGAACAGCUACUGUGCUAUAAUGACUUUAUUGGUAGUAUUGAGCAGACCUUGUUUCUGCAUGAAACUAGUUGCAAAACCCACUAUUUUGGAAAUAAAAAAUGUAUUUUGACAUAUACAAAUAAAAUGAAUAAACCUAUUUUAAAUGUGUGAACUUUUAAUGAAAACAGUUUAAAUUUUGUUCUGAGAUAUUUAAAUUCUGCAUGGGUAUUUUCUCACUAAUUGCUUUACUUGGAUACCAAUUUGAAUAAUUUUUGAAAUUGUAAUAUUGUGAUAAUUUGCACAGCAAUGUACAUGCUCAUCUGUAAAUGCGAUCUUAAUGGCCAUAUUUAUGCAAUCUGUGUACCAAUUUGGACAAAUGUUUAUGUAUUUUACAUAAAGCUAUCUAUAUGCAGAAUCUGAUAACUAGUUUUUUAUGGCAAAUGGCUAAAAACAAUGGUAACUGAGACUCAAGAUAGUUGCUUUGUAGCAUGAGAUUUCAUUUCCAUAAACAUUUGCA